Molecule: messenger RNA, 306 nt
Organism: Phycomyces blakesleeanus NRRL 1555(-)
Lineage: Eukaryota; Fungi; Mucoromycota; Mucoromycetes; Mucorales; Phycomycetaceae
Exons: 4
Coding region: 1-306 (101 amino acids)
Source: RefSeq, a predicted model, not a curated record
AUGACAAAACAGAAAGUGCUUGACCAAUUUGGCUAUGUUUACAGUGAAUUAGAAGAUAGUCUAGAUCAGGAACGACAUUGGAUUGGUCUUUCUUUUACUAUAAUAAACCAUUAUACUGUGGUUAAUGCUCAGGAAGAUAUUACUGCACAUAAAAAAGUACUGCAGUUAAUUAUCUUCAGAUUUUAUGGAUUUAUCAAAAUAAUGUCUAACAGUGAGACAAGUAUUGUUUUUGAUCUGGGUUGUUCUUCCAAUGCUAUAAUACAGCCAAAAUUAGUCAAACCCACUGGGAAUCGUGAACUAAGAUAA